AUGGAUUUUGAUUAUAAUUAUUGGUCUAAACGUGGUAUUGUUGGACCCAAACCGAUACCCAUUUACGGUAAUCUAUUGACUUUAAUAUUAGGACCUCAACCUAUACAGGAGCUAAAAUGGUUCAAAAAAUUUGGCAAAAUUUAUGGUAUAUAUAUCGGUACAAAACCGGUACUACGUGUGGCCGACCCGAAGCUCAUCAAAGAUAUACUCGUUAAAGACUUUGACGUUUUUACAGAUAAAACAGAACAAGUGUUUACCGAUCCGCUAACUUAUAAGAGUCUAUUCCUCAGCAAUGGUGACCAUUGGCACCGUUACCGACGGCUUUUUAGUCCAUUGUUUACAUCGGCCAAACUGAUGCAAAUAUAUCCCAUAAUUGACCGGUGCGUCAAUGACUUAACCAAACAUUUAGGUCACUGGGCAUCGGWUAGCAGUGAAAUCGAUGCCAGAGAAAUGUCUGGCAAAUACACAUUGGAUGUCAUACAUACCUGUGCUCUCGGYCAGAGACUUAUCUCGGUCUACGAGUCUCGCGAAACGGACAUUGAGUUUAUUCGUUACGCCAGAACAAAUCUAAUCGAUGAUCCCAUGAUUACCUACCUGUGCAAUUUGCUAACUAAUUUAUCAACUAAUAUAAGAAAAAAUAGUUUAAAUAAAAAUAAUAGUUUGGUUGACUCGAUAUUACUUAUGGAAUCUGACACAAAAACACAUGACUAUAAAAAUAACGCCAACACUAAACCUGAAAGUAAUGAUAAAUUGCUUACAAAUGUGGAGAUAUUAGCGAACACUUUGAUGUUAGUGAUGGCCAGUUAUGAGGCACCGGCAACAAUGCUAACGUUUUGCUUGUAUGAGUUGGCACUCAAUCAGGACGUCCAACAAAAACUAUACAAUGAGUUGACCACUAAUGCCGAUUUGGACGAUGAAAUCAGUUACUGUAAGCUAAGAGAACUGUCAUAUUUAGAGGCAGUGGUCAAYGAAACGUUUAGACUACACCCGACAACACUAGUUUUGCAGCGAUCAGCAACACGCGACUAUCGGUUAGGUGACACUGGUAUAACCAUUCAACGGGGACAGCAAAUCGAGAUACCUGUCUAUGCCAUACAUCUAUCGGAACAAUACUAUCCCGAUCCUUAUAGAUUUAAUCCGGAUAGAUUUUUGCCGACAAAUAAAACAAGUAUAGUUCCCUAUACAUAUCUACCGUUUGGUUCCGGUCCCCGACACUGUCUGGGUAUGCGAUUGGGAUUACUAGAAAUAAAACUGGCGAUCGCACGGUUAGUUCGUAAAUACCGAUUCACCCGAUCCGCACGUACGUCGGUUCCCUUAUGUUAUAAACAGUGGAUUACUGAUUAUAAUUAUUGGUCUAAACGUGGUAUUGUUGGACCCAAACCGAUACCCAUUUACGGUAAUCUAUUGGCUUUAAUAAUAGGACCGCAACCUAUACAGGAGCUAAAAUGGUUCAAAAAAUUUGGCAAAAUUUAUGGUAUAUAUAUCGGUACAAAACCGGUACUACGUGUGGCCGACCCGAAGCUCAUCAAAGAUAUACUCAUUAAGCACUUUGACGUGUUUACUGACAAAACAGAACAAGUGUUUACCGAUCCGUUUUCAUAUAAGAGCCCGUUUCUGAGCAAUGGUGACCACUGGCAUCGUUACCGACAAUUGAUAAGUCCAUUAUUUUCAUCGGGCAAACUGAGUCACAUAUAUCCCAUAAUCAACCGGUGCGUCAAUGACUUAACCAAACAUUUAGAUCACUUGACUUCGGGUAGCGGUGAGAUCAAUGCCAGUGAAAUGUCUGGCAGAUACUCAUUGGAUGUCAUACAUACCUGUGCUCUCGGCUGUAAACUUAAUGUCUAUGACUUACGCGAAACGGAAAUAGAGUUUAUUCGUUAUGCCAGAAACUAUAAAAAUAACGCCAACACUAAACCCGAAACUAAUGACAAAUUGCUUAUAACUGUUGAGAUAAUAGCAAACAGUUUGAUGUUAGUGGUGGGUGGUUAUGAGGGACCGACAACAAUGUUAACAUUUUGCUUGUAUGAGCUAACACUUAAUCAGGACGUCCAACAAAAGCUAUACGACGAGUUAACUGCCUAUACUGUCGAUAAAGAGGACAUCAGUUGCGAUAAGUUAUGGGAACUGUCAUAUUUGGAUGCAGUGGUCAGUGAAACAUUUAGACUACACCCGACAACACUAGUUUUGCAACGAUCAUCAACACGUGACUAUCGGUUAGGUGACACUGGUAUAACCAUUCAACGGGGACAGCAAAUCGAGAUACCUGUCUAUGCCAUACAUUUAUCGGAACAAUACUAUMCCGAUCCCUAUCGAUUCAAUCCGGAUAGAUUUAUGCCGGCAAAUAAAACAAAUAUAGUUCCCUAUACUUAUCUACCGUUUAGUGCCGGUCCUCGACAAUGUUUGGGACAACGACUGGCGCUCAUUGAAAUAAAACUGGCGGUCGCACAGUUGGUUCGCAAAUACCUGUUCACCCCAACCGCACGUACGCCGGUUCCCAUACGUUAUAAACCGUGGAUUAUGUUUGUUGAACCGCAAGAUGUUUAUGUUAAAAUUGAAACCAGAUAG
Molecule: messenger RNA, 2565 nt
Organism: Oppia nitens
Lineage: Eukaryota; Metazoa; Arthropoda; Arachnida; Sarcoptiformes; Oppiidae
Product: cytochrome P450 3A14-like
Exons: 8
Coding region: 1-2565 (854 amino acids)
Molecular function (GO): monooxygenase activity; iron ion binding; heme binding
Source: RefSeq, a predicted model, not a curated record